CGUAACAAUGUAUUUAUCGAUCAUAUGCGUGAUACUCGUUGGCAGUGGUAUAGUUGACAGUGCCGUUCGUACAUCGCGUAUCGUUGGUGGUGAGAAGGCAAAAAUCGAAAAUUUCAAAUGGCAAGCCGCAUUGUUAGAGAAUUCAAAGAUUUUCUGUGGCGGAUCAAUCAUAACUCCAACCAAAAUAUUGACAGCCAGCCAUUGCCUUGAAGGAAAAACAGAUUUAACUAAGCUCCAGGCACGAGUUGGUUCAUCGAAUCCGUUGGAAGGCGGUGUUUUGAAAUCAAUUACUAAAAUUCGUUCCCAUCCGGAUUUCAAUAAACCAAGUAGCAUGAACAACGAUAUUUGUGUAGUUUUUCUCGGCGAACCGUUAACUUUUGGAACGACCAUAUGUGGAAUACUGUUGGCUGGAACAAGUAUUAUAUUACCACCGGAUACACAUGUUGUUGUUUCUGGAUUUGGAGUGAUAACACCGAAUGGCAAUAAAGUCGACGUACUACAUUCAGUGUCGGUGCCAAUUGUUGAUUACGAUCUAUGCUAUAAAAGCUAUAAAAGCUAUAAAGGGCCCGGAAAACUAACGAAGAAUAUGAUUUGUGCUGGUUUCUAUGGGGUCGGUGGGAAGGAUGCAUCCAAAGGCGACAGUGGAGGACCAUUGGUUUAUUCCGGCAAUUCAGAUCCGAUUUUAUACGGUGUUGUCUCAUGGGGAGCCAAAUGUGCCGAUCCAAAUUAUCCGGGAAUUUAUACAAAAGUCUCUGUUUACCGUGACUGGAUCAAUAAUGUCAAUUGAAAUGCUAACAUUUAUGGCAGCUGUUUUUAUUAUGAAGUUUGAUUUGAAAAAAUGCAACAAAUUAUGUUUCAUUGAAAUUUAAUAUGUACCAAAAUCCCAUUGAAAAGUCCAAUUUCUUGUUUAAAUAUUGUUUGGCCAUAUGGGCAAACAUUGAUCGAUAUGUCAUUGAGAGUACACACCAUACAAGGUGCCACAUUGCACAUACAC
Molecule: messenger RNA, 994 nt
Organism: Contarinia nasturtii (swede midge)
Lineage: Eukaryota; Metazoa; Arthropoda; Insecta; Diptera; Cecidomyiidae
Product: trypsin-like
Exons: 2
Coding region: 8-787 (259 amino acids)
Biological process (GO): proteolysis
Molecular function (GO): serine-type endopeptidase activity
Source: RefSeq, a predicted model, not a curated record